Molecule: messenger RNA, 629 nt
Organism: Ailuropoda melanoleuca (giant panda)
Lineage: Eukaryota; Metazoa; Chordata; Mammalia; Carnivora; Ursidae
Gene: RPS8
Product: ribosomal protein S8
Biological process (GO): translation
Cellular component (GO): ribosome
Molecular function (GO): structural constituent of ribosome
Source: RefSeq, marked provisional
GCAUCUCUCGGGACAACUGGCACAAGCGCCGCAAGACCGGGGGCAAGAGAAAGCCCUACCACAAGAAGCGGAAGUAUGAGCUGGGACGCCCCGCUGCCAACACUAAGAUUGGCCCCCGCCGCAUACACACAGUCCGAGUCCGGGGAGGCAAUAAGAAGUAUCGUGCCUUGAGACUAGACGUGGGGAAUUUCUCCUGGGGCUCUGAGUGUUGUACGCGCAAAACAAGGAUAAUCGAUGUUGUCUACAACGCAUCCAACAACGAACUGGUCCGCACCAAGACCCUGGUGAAGAACUGUAUUGUGCUCAUUGACAGCACACCGUACCGACAGUGGUACGAGUCCCACUAUGCACUGCCCCUGGGACGCAAGAAGGGGGCCAAGCUGACGCCCGAGGAGGAAGAGAUUUUAAACAAAAAACGAUCAAAGAAAAUUCAGAAGAAGUAUGAUGAAAGGAAAAAGAAUGCCAAGAUCAGCAGUCUUCUGGAGGAGCAGUUCCAGCAGGGCAAGCUUCUUGCGUGCAUCGCUUCAAGACCAGGCCAGUGUGGCCGAGCGGAUGGCUACGUGCUAGAGGGCAAGGAGCUAGAGUUCUAUCUGAGGAAAAUCAAAGCCCGGAAAGGCAAAUAAAGCCUU